AUGCGCCUCGCCAUAGUUGGUGGUCGCGAGGCUGCUGGGCGCGGCCAACAAAGGUCUGACAGCCACCGCCCACCAAGCUACCCACCCUCAUCCGUCUUGUUCGACUUGUGCAUAUUACCUAUAUGGGGUGUGGCUGCCUGA
Molecule: messenger RNA, 141 nt
Organism: Colletotrichum truncatum
Lineage: Eukaryota; Fungi; Ascomycota; Sordariomycetes; Glomerellales; Glomerellaceae
Source: RefSeq, a predicted model, not a curated record